Etheostoma cragini (Arkansas darter) is the source of this 988-nucleotide messenger RNA. RefSeq lists its product as uncharacterized. Bases 230 to 988 code for a protein of 252 amino acids. The transcript has 2 exons. The record is from RefSeq and is a predicted model, not a curated record. Lineage: Eukaryota; Metazoa; Chordata; Actinopteri; Perciformes; Percidae.
GGAUGCAUUCCCAGGUCUUAUUGUAUGUCGUAAUUUCACACCUACCCCUCCUGAAAGGUGAUAUUUUUGUUUAAAAGCAAGAACAAAAAGGAUCAUGUCAGUUCCCCAGAAGAAAGUAGAAUUGGACCAGGUUAUAGUGGGAAAACACAUCCUCCUGCUGUUUGCAACAGGAUAGUGUCAGUAACAUUUCUGCUUCAUCUCUGCCUCCUCUCGGCUCUCCACCACGAAGAUGUUGGCGCUGAGACGUGGCACAUGCUGUGCUCUGCUGGCACUGGCAAUGGCUCAAGGGAACACUACGUUUGCCAUCAAUGGAACAAUGACCACAAGUGGCGUGACCACCCCAACGCCAGCAACUACCACCAUUUCUCCAACCACCACAUCCACUGUUGCCCCAACAACCACUACAACUGGCGGCCCUAACAAUACUACAAGUGGUAUGACCACCCCAACGCCAGCGACUACCACCAUUUCCCCAACCACCACAUCCACUGUUGCCCCAACAACCACUACAACUGGCGGCCCUAACAAUACUUCAAGUGGUAUGACCACCCCAACGCCAGCAACUACCACCAUUUCCCUAACCACCACAUCCACUGUUGCUCCAACAACCACUACAACUGGCGGCCCUAACAAUACUACAAGUGGUAUGACCACCCCAACGCCAGCAACUACCACCAUUUCCCUAACCACCACAUCCACUGUUGCCCCAACAACCACUACAACUGGCGGCCCUAACAAUACUACAAGUGGUAUGACCACCACAACGCCAGCGACUAAUAACACUUCCCUAAACACCACUACAUCUAUGUCUCAGACUACAAUCACAAACACAAGCUCCUCUCCUAGCACCCCAAUAAUGACAACAAUGACAUCAACCACCAAAUUCCCCACCAUGCACAAUGGAGGCUCAGACGUCAAAGCUUCUCUUCUGUUUUCUGUUGCACCAUUGUUGCUCUACACACUCUGCUUUGGAGCUGCGUGUUUCUGA